Molecule: messenger RNA, 2314 nt
Organism: Cheilinus undulatus (humphead wrasse)
Lineage: Eukaryota; Metazoa; Chordata; Actinopteri; Labriformes; Labridae
Gene: efhd1
Product: EF-hand domain family, member D1
Exons: 4
Coding region: 87-806 (239 amino acids)
Molecular function (GO): calcium ion binding
Source: RefSeq, a predicted model, not a curated record
GCGGGUUGUGAGUGGUACUUGAAGCUGCUGCUGUCAGCCUCCAUUCUCACGGACAGCCUCAGCAGCAUCGGCGGAGGACACUCAGUAUGGCGUCGGAUGAACUCGCGCGAAAGCUGCAGUCGCGGCUGGUCGUCACGCAGGAGGCUGCGGAGCCGAAGCCAGAGCCCGCUCAAAGCCCACAGAGAGCUACCCCGCAGAGGGCUCGACCGCAGGAGCCCGAGGCUGCCUGCGGGGACUCAGCCUCCGAGCUGUCCGCCAAACUGAACCGCAGGCUGGACAUCAACCAGGGCAACGCCGCGCCGCGACCCAGCCGCGUGUUCAACCCGUACACCGAAUUCAAGGAGUUCUCCCGCAAACAGAUCAAGGACAUGGAGGCGAUGUUCAAACGGUAUGACACAGGUAAAGAUGGUUUCAUUGACCUGAUGGAGCUGAAGCUGAUGAUGGAGAAACUUGGAGCUCCUCAGACUCACCUUGGUCUGAAGAACAUGAUCAAAGAGGUCGACGAAGACUUUGACGGAAAACUGAGCUUCAGAGAGUUCCUGUUGAUCUUCAGGCGAGCAGCAGCCGGGGAGCUUCAGGAGGAGAGUGGGCUGAUGGCUCUGGCUCGUCUUUCCGAGAUCAACGUCUCCACAGAGGGAGUGAUGGGAGCUAAAGACUUCUUUGAGGCAAAGAUGAAGGUUGCGGCUGCAGGCAGCAAGUUUGAGGCAGAGAUUCGAGAGGAGAAAGAAGAACGCCAACGUCAGGAAGUGGAAAAGAAACAGCGGCAAGCUGCGUUCAAGCAGCUUCAGUCGACCUUCUGCUCGUGACCCGACAGCGAGGCCAGAGUCCAGCCCUGACCUACACAGUCAGUGUUAGAGAAGUUUAAACUAGCUUCACACUACACUUUACUUUAACCCAUACCAUCAUUCAUAAUCUGGCACUUUAUAGUUAAAACCGAGAGAUUAUAGAAGCAAACACUCUUUAACAUGCAGCACACGUAAAGUUCUUUUAUUCCAGAUGUGCUGCAGCUGCACAGAUAAUUAUAUAGAAAAAAAUAAAUGUGCAGGAAAUAUGAAGUGCACAUUUGAAAUUCAUCAACAUAUCUUAGAUUUAUUGUGCAUUUUUUUCUUUGUGUUUUAAAAAAACUGGAAGUUUUCACCACAAGGGAAAUGUUCAGUGGUGUCUGAUGUUUGUGAAGCUUUUUUGAUUCAUGUUUAUGUCACUUUGUUCCAUCCUCACCUUGUUACAGUGAAUUCCAUUUUUAAAUCAACAUCUUUUCUGCAAUCUGCAAUGUGAUAGAACUAGAAUAGUGAUAAAUAACAGCAUAAAAAGCUGUCAGUAUUAUCAUACAAAGUAAUAAAUUGAAGCCUUAUGCAGCUCUAGCUCGACUUGGUUCGAACAGGUCAAACUGUGAUCAGAUUUAAACUGUUUGCAGCAGCUCGUGAUAAUAAUCAGAGCAACUAAAGGUUCAUUCUGUGGUUUUAUUAUUAGAGUUUAAUCCUCAGCUCAGCAGUGAACCACCAAGUUUCAGAAUCAGGUCUUUAAAGGAAAAGGUCAACAUUUUGGGUAGCGGUUAUUUGCUUUCUGUCUGAGCUUUAGAUGAAAAGACUGAUCUCAUGCCUGUGUGUUAAAACUAUAAAAACACAAGACUGGCAUCAAAGAGCGAACAGAAACAAAGGCCAAGUGUGAAAAACUCAUGAUGACAGCAAGUUCAACAACCUCUCUGCGCCUGUAUUGAAGAAAUUAACUCUUUACACCAGCAGGUGGCAGGAGUCUUCAUUUAUCUCAUUCAUUUAUUUUAAAGGGAAACCUAAAGACCCCGAGCAGCCUGUAAGCAAACCUUUGUGUUGAUAAAACAGACAAUGAUCCUUUACUCAGUUUAGUUAAGUAAAUUAAUCGAGAGUAUUUAUGGUAAAAGGACACUUUGGCUCUCAUGUUGUAAACUCUGACUUACUUUCUUACUGAUUUGUGAAUCUGAACAGCCAAAUGAAAUUAUUUCCCUCACAGAUGAUUUAACUGGCUCAGUCUAAAGCAAAAGCACAUACCAGGGUUAGCUGUGCAAGAAAAUCUUCAAACACAACUACAAGAGAUGCUCAAAAAUACCUUUCAUUCAGAAACACUCAACGCUCAUACAUUCAACCAUUUUAUUGUUACAUAGAUAUUCAGAUUUACUUGGCAAAGAAGGCUCUGCUCUAAGAAUGCUUCCUGGUUAGUCAAACAGCAUGAUUUGACUUUCCAGGGAGCACAUGGCUAGAAACCCUCAUACAGAUGGAUACAUUUAUGACAUUGUGUAUUGAAUACAACAAAAUUAGUUCAAAAGCAAUUAAUCCAUAGC